Molecule: messenger RNA, 6201 nt
Organism: Cuculus canorus (common cuckoo)
Lineage: Eukaryota; Metazoa; Chordata; Aves; Cuculiformes; Cuculidae
Gene: PTPN5
Product: protein tyrosine phosphatase non-receptor type 5
Exons: 15
Coding region: 397-1974 (525 amino acids)
Biological process (GO): protein dephosphorylation
Molecular function (GO): protein tyrosine phosphatase activity
Source: RefSeq, a predicted model, not a curated record
GAAGGGGGGCUGCGCCCGCGGGGGCGGCGGGCAGGGCGGCUCUCCCGCGCUCGGCUCUUCCCCGCAGCCGUUCUCCGUCUCGUCCUACCGCGGAGAGAGAUGCGACAGCGGCAGCCCGGUCCCCCGGGGAAGGACGGGACUCGGAGACUCCUCCUUUAAUGGUACGGAACCAAUUUGACCUGUGAUUUUGAGCAACAUUUUAAAGAGUUAACACGAUCAUGUUUCGUUGAAAGUACUGAUGAGCACCCAGGACUCUGAAGACAGCAGUUUUGUGCAAGAUAAGAAUGUUCCUUAAAGAAGCUGAUGGAGGAUAGAACACCAGAGUUCCUGGCAGACUCUGACAGCAUAAGAUGGCACCGUAGUCUAGUCUGAAAUUGUCUUUGCAGUCCAGCUGUUAUGGAGUCAGUGGAUGAAGCUGAAGGACAGCAAGGACAGCUGAACAGGAAGGAGCAGUCCCUGAAAACCUCCCAGAAAACGGCACUACUUGGCUGGGCUGCCCGGUGGAAUGGAUUAAUGCCUGGAGACAGCAUGUAUCUGUUUGUCCUCUCACAGAUCCUGCUUCUCUGCAUGAUGCUCUGGUGCAGCAUUUAUGGGACCAUCCCAGCAGCUCAGAAUGCCUUUGACCUGCUGUCUUACUUGCUUACCCCAUUUAAACAGUUUUUGUCAGAUCAAGGGGAGGACCUGACUAGAAUUGGGACCAUUGUGGUAUCAUAUGUCUUGCUGUCUUUAGCUUCUCUAGGACUGUUAUUUGUAGGAUCUCUGUUUUGGCAUCUACUCAGAGCCCGUCCAGACCUCUCCUUUCCACUACAAGAGGACAGACGCCAAUCUGUGAGUCGACAGCCUUCCUUCACAUACUCGGAGUGGACAGAGGAUAAAAAUGAGGAUGACUUCCUAGAUUUGGAUCCUGUACCAGAGACUCCGGUCUUUGACUGCGUAAUGGACAUUAAAGCGGAGACAGAUCCGGCUACUCUAACGGUUAAGUCCGUGGGCUUGCAAGAAAGGAGAGGCUCAAAUGUUUCACUCACACUGGAUAUGUGUACCCCAGGCUGUUCUGAGCAAGGUUUUGGCUAUAUCAUGUCUCCACGGGAACAGUCAGCCCAAGAAUACCUCCAGACAGCAUCGAACAUCCUUACUGAAGAGGAACUGCACAAGAAGGCACUGGAUCCUUUCAUACUCCAGGCAGAGUUCUUUGAAAUUCCAAUGAACUUUGUGGAUCCAAAGGAAUAUGAUAUUCCAGGCUUAGUGCGUAAGAAUCGCUACAAAACAAUUCUCCCAAAUCCUCACAGCAGAGUGUGCCUUACCUCAGCUGAUCAGGACGACCCCCUUAGCUCUUACAUCAAUGCUAACUACAUCAGGGGCUAUGGAGGAGAGGAAAAGGUAUAUAUUGCUACUCAGGGACCGAUAGUUAAUACUGUCAGUGAUUUCUGGAGAAUGGUGUGGCAGGAGCGUUCUCCCAUCAUUGUCAUGAUUACCAAUAUAGAAGAGAUGAAUGAGAAAUGCACAGAGUAUUGGCCAGAGGAACAGGUCACCUAUGAAGGAAUAGAAAUCACAGUUAACAGAGUCAUACAAGAAGACGAUUACCGUUUAAGGCUCAUCACCCUAAAGAAAGGAGAAGAAGUCAGAAACCUGAAACACUAUUGGUACACGUCUUGGCCAGACCAGAAGACACCAGAUCAAGCUCCCCCUCUGUUACAGCUAGUGCUGGAAGUGGAAGAGGCGAUGCAGAGUGCAGAAGAGAAGAAUGCGCCGGUGAUUGUUCACUGCAGUGCAGGCAUCGGGAGGACUGGCUGCUUUAUUGCAACUAGUGUCUGUUGUAAACAGCUGAAGAGCGAGGGCAUAGUUGACAUAUUGCGAACAGCCUGCCAGUUACGGUUAGACAGGGGAGGAAUGAUCCAGACCUGUGAACAGUAUCAAUUUGUCCAUCAUGUCAUGAGCUUGUAUGGAAAACAGCUUUCUAGAGCAGCAGAAGAAUAAAUGUUCAUGAUAUUCCUAAAGGCUAAAACCAAGAGAAACUUUGACUGCAUUCAGAUGUAUUUCAUAUCCGCUAAGAGACACAUGGUAACCUGUCUGUCUUAGCUGGAAAGAAAGAAAUGUUAUUUUACUUUGAUACUGCUUUUCUGCUCUUGUUUGCAUUGACAUUUAAGAGCUGAGGUACACCUUGUCUUAAACAUACGUGAUGGGACAUAAUCUUCACCAAAAAAAAGGCUUAUUUAUACUGUAAAUAAGAGUAGUAGCUUCAUUUGUUACAAAAGCAAGAAAAAAAUCAGAAAAAAAUCCACUGUCUUCAGUUUGCUAUUUUUAAAAAAAACCCCAUUGUUAAUAUAUCUAAAUACAGUGUGAAACUUUUUGAAUUGUCAUGCUGAAAUGUGCUGUAUGUUGACUAAGCUUGAAAGUAAAAUUUUGCCUCUUUCUGAUUGUUUUUACAUAUAAAAUUACCGAAUACUGUGUAUAUCGUAAACCUUCUGAGCCUCUGCAUUGAAAGAUUCACAUUGAAAUAAUGUUUCACACAUCAUAUUUGCUUGUUUAUUUUUUCUAAAGCAGUCCACCACCAGUGUUGUUAGAACUAAGAGGGGAAAAAUAUUUUGGUGAUAAGGGCCAAAUUCUUACCCCUAAUUCUUACCAGCAACGUAUCCCAGUAUCAUGACAGAUGGGUGAAUCUGAGGUGAAGAGUAGAAAUGGAAUCUUAACAUAAAUUCUUCACACUUUAUCUUUUCUUUGUCAAUAUUUUGACCUCUCAGUCUGCAACCAGAGUUGAUUUUUGCAAAACCACAAUCCGAAUAAAAUUUUCCCUGAAAUGUGAGGUUUGAAAUCAGGUGAGGAACUCUGUGACUUGAAUCCAUCUUUGUUAAAAAUGUAGUAAUAAAAUCACUUGUGUUCUAGGAAUUUAAGUUUGUUUCAAAGCUUAGAGGGUGAUCAGGUGCCCAGUGCUUAUUAAAGUUAACACAAAUCCUAUAGGCAGCUUUAAGAAACAUCAGUCUGAACAUGUUGGCUGUUUUUUGAUAAAUUUGCCCUCAAACCAAGUUCAGACAAUCAUUCUCCCUUUCUAGUCACUAGUAUUGGCAGCAGUGUUUACUAUACUAUAUAUAUUAUAUAUCCUAUAGUAAUGCAGACUGCUAGCCCAUGCUUUUCUUUUCAGACCUCAGUCAGGCUGUGAAGACUAGUUUGUGUUUAAUGCGUAGAGGUAAGCACGUGUUUAAGUGCUUUAUAGAGAAGAGGAAAAAAAUGGAGGUACAUAGGACCCUUAACAUGAAAGAUGAGUGUUUUGUGAAUAGAAGCUGUAAUGAUCUACUAAAAAUAUUUUUGCUUCUCUUUAUUUGUAACAAUAACCAAACCCCAUCACUUUUAUUAGUGUGGGAGAUUGUGAGCAUUUACCUUCCUAACAGGAGAAGGUGAAGCAGCUCUCUGAACAAUAAGGGCUGAUCCUGCUCCCACUGAGGUUUUGCCAUUGACGUCAGUAGGUGCAGGGUGUAGGACCUUACAUGUUAUGCCUACAACUUCAUCACUGUGGGGAAAGUUUCCCUGUAUUUCAGUACACAUCCUUUGUGUAUCCAUGAACCUGUAAAAAUCCUGUCAGCAGGGUUUGCAUGAAUGUGUGGCAAAAUGUGUUAUCUUUAAACCACUUGAUUUUAUUGCUGUAUUUAAAAUAUCUCCUUCAGUGAGAAGCUAGCAGGAAGAACUGGCAUUCUUUUUAAAAGUACUGGUGGUAGUCAUUAAAUAGAGCAAUAAACUUAAGCUUUUGAGCAUAAUAUGACUGUUAGUUUUAUGUAAACCUUGCUAGCUAUAUUCUUUCCAUUGCUCAGAUUCUUUCAAAAGGGUAACACUAUUCCAUCUGAGCACUCCUUAGAAAUGACAAAAGCACCACUGAUGUUUUGAGUGACAUUGUAAGUGGAACUCCACAUAAAUGAUGUUUUCAGUUGUUCAGUGCCCUUCAGUGUCAAAACUGACUUGGUGAAUAAAAUUACUUGUUCUGUCACCAGCUUCCUGUACAUCUGCUAAAGAAUAUUUGUUGAUGAUUGUUAGGAGUGUGGAUAUAGGAGCGAAGUUCAAUGUGUAAGUUGCCUCCUGUACAAGGAGACUUUCUAGAGGAGAAUUGUUUUAUGGCAAACAAGGUGUAAAAGGCUCUAAGCUUCUGACUUUGAGGUCCUUGCACAGAUCCUCAGCAGUAUUAGUUGGCAGUGCUUGACUGACUUGAGUAGAGGUGAGCAAUUUAUACUUAUGAAGGAAAUCCAGCUUGCUGUCCACUCCCAUUCUACAUAUGUGGAAUGUCCUGAGAGUGUGGUCACUGAUAAAAUCAGGCUGCUUUGCAUCAAUUCACUAGUACAAAGCAAAUGUCAGCCUAGUUUCUCAGUCCACUUAUGAUGGCUGCAGUGCUGCCAUUUCACACUAGAAAAGAGCAUACCACUUGAUUGGGAUCAAAAUACUCAAAUGUCUCUUGAAGUGUUAUUUUGUCUAACAGAUUUAGAGCUAAUCCUCCUGUUUACUCUUUGGCCUUACUGUAAUUAACAUAUUUCUCUCCUUUUCUCUUUUUUAAAAAAGAAUUUGAGGUCUGAAGGACCUUAUAGCAGCAUUUCUGAUCUCUUCUGAUGACAGAGUUAGUCUUAAGAAGUGCUUAGGAUUAGCAGCAAGGAGCUCUGGCCAUGCAGAAGCACUUGACAUGAGUGGGGCUUCUGCUUCUGUAAUCAGUAGGUUUAAAAAUGAACUGAUAAUAGAAACUAAGCUAAGCUAUGUGUCUUACUACACUUCUCUUUUUACUGGGCACUCCUUCUCUAUUAAAAGAAAACUCCUAUCACACUUCAUCCACUCUCUCCAGCUCACUGGCCAGGCCUCCUUGUACCAGACGCUGCAGCAUUAAUACCUACAAUGCAGUUGCUUCCCAGAGGAUCAAAUUUCUCUCUCCUUGAAGUUUAGCAUAUAACAAACUUGAGUUGAUUACAUUUAGAGCCAACUGUGAUGUCUUCUGUUUCAUAAGCUUUUUCACACUUCAUGCACAGGGCAGACCCUAGCUCAGGGCCUCGCUUGGUCAUUUGGCCAUCACUCUUUAGCAGUAUUAUCCUUUUUAUGUUACUAUUAUGAUAACAGACUACGGACGUGCUCUGUCCUUUUGCAGGUACCUGGGGUUAUGUAAAAGCAAAAACUAAGAUUACACCUGAGAGCAGGAGCUGUCUCCAGGUAAAGGUGACUUGGUCAAAGUAUUGAUGCAUCAGCUACCUAGCAGUCAUGUAUGGUAGAGUGUUUCCUUCACUUGAAAUACUUACAGAAGUAGCUAAAAAUUCCAGAUGUUUCCUCUACAACUAGUCUAUGUUAGAAAAUUUAUCUUUAACCUGUGAAUUUGCAGUUGCAAAAGGCCUUGAGACUGAAGAGAUCACUAAAACAGGACUGUGAUUCCUGUCACUUACCUGCUGUCUCUGCAGUGGAGGAACCAUGCAGCUUGCGCACAGGUAGUCUUAGAAAAGGUAUGUCUGUUGAUUGGUAAGUUGACAGGUUUUAGAAGUGGACCUGCACUACUCUUUUUUUAUGUGUUCUUUCCCUUGAAACCAUUUUUACAAAAGGGAAGUGAUAAAUUUACAAUUUGUUAAUUGUAACUCUGUGUGCCUUUAUUUUUGAUGUGAAACACACCUUACACAUUUUCUAGAGAGAAAAAACAAAGCAUUUUUACUGAGAUACAUUGGGGAUUAUCUUGUUUCUUCUGCCAGCUCUGUAGAUUUGUGUUUGCUGAUAUAUAUUUACUGAUACAGAUCAGGCUCCAGCACCUGAAUAAAACAGAUGCAACAUUGUCAUGGGAUGGUGUGAAAGCCACAGAAGGGGGUACAAUUAACUUUAGUGCAGAAGACCUGCUGAAGCUUGUGCGCCAUGUAAUGCUCAGCAGGGCAGCAAGUGUCAGGUUUAUUCAGCUGAUAGCAAAACUGAAUGCAGAGAAAGGCUGAAUUAUUUACUAAGAAUUAAAAGUCAUGUUGGCACCAGAGCUGGCAGUAUGGCUCAGAACAUUUAAGACAAUAAAGCUUUAACAGUCUGUCAAAUGAUGUAACAACAUAGCCCACAAGAGGCCAGUAUAUAUUUAAAUUUUGAUCUACUCAAAGGCGUGUUUGUCCAGUGUCAGGGGACCCAGACAUCUUCCUAGGAAUGCAACCAUCUACAGGACUUCAUAUGAGCUGAGGGACAUAGAAGGGUCAGCAGUGAUCUUGAAAGCUCCUGUCUCUUACU